AUGGCUUCGACGUCGCAAUUCGUCCAGCUCGCCAAGAGCCUGCCAGAGCCCCUGCAGCGCUUCUUUGCCCGCUGGCCACCCGCUGCCUUGGUCUCUCCCGGCGCGGCGCCGACAUCCUUUCAAGAGCUGCGCCCGAACCCGUUCGAAUUCUACAAACACCCCGUGACAGGUCGUCUGCAGGACCCCGUGUACUCGGCGCGGCGGCAGGCACAGCUCCUGCAGAUGGCGCGCGACCACGGCGUCGCGGACCUGCUGCCGGCCUCGGAGAAGAACCCGACGCAGCGCCUGGCGCACCGCGUCGAGCACGGCCUGCGCGUCAAGGGUACGGGCGUGGGACAAAAGGUCAAGGGACACAUUCACGAGCGACACAUGAUUGCCAAAAUGGAACAAAGAAGAAAGGCCAUGCUGGAAAUGCCCGAGCUCAUCAAGAAAUGGAAGACGGUCGGAAAGCGAAACUGGACCAAGUUCCCGAAAUAA
Akanthomyces muscarius is the source of this 477-nucleotide messenger RNA. RefSeq lists its product as uncharacterized. Lineage: Eukaryota; Fungi; Ascomycota; Sordariomycetes; Hypocreales; Cordycipitaceae. Bases 1 to 477 code for a protein of 158 amino acids. Gene Ontology annotation, cellular component: mitochondrial large ribosomal subunit. Gene Ontology annotation, molecular function: structural constituent of ribosome. The record is from RefSeq and is a predicted model, not a curated record. The transcript is spliced from 3 exons.